Molecule: messenger RNA, 7478 nt
Organism: Onychostruthus taczanowskii (white-rumped snowfinch)
Lineage: Eukaryota; Metazoa; Chordata; Aves; Passeriformes; Passeridae
Gene: PDE10A
Product: phosphodiesterase 10A
Exons: 22
Coding region: 1-3174 (1057 amino acids)
Biological process (GO): negative regulation of receptor guanylyl cyclase signaling pathway; signal transduction
Molecular function (GO): protein binding; 3',5'-cGMP-stimulated cyclic-nucleotide phosphodiesterase activity
Source: RefSeq, a predicted model, not a curated record
AUGUCCAACUCGGAGAAGCGGAUCUUAUCCCGCCCCUUGGCCCCCCUAGCUGCAGCACCCGGGGAAAAGCCCGGCUCGGGCAGCCGCCCGCUCCACUCCCAUGGCCAGAGCGGUGGAGGUGGAGGCAGCGGCGGGUCUCCUCCUCCUCCCCCCGCUCCUGGAGACGACUCGGCUGCCUGCAGCUCCCUCUCUCUCCUCCUAACAACCACCAACAGCAGCAGGAGCCGCGCUACAGGCACAGCCUCCUCCGCCAGCAUCGUCUCUAGAGCGGCGGCGGCUCCUUUCCUCGUUCCAAUCCCCUCCUUCUCCUACGCUUCUCCAUCUUCUUUUUAUUCCUUGCCGCCGCCUCCUCGUUUCCCCUCCUCAUUUUCCUUUAACCUCACAAGUCUCCAAGGGAGGGAAGGAGGAGGAGAGGCAGCGAGAACGGCAGGAGGAGGAGGAGGAGGUGGUGGAGGAGGAGGAAGAGAUGUUGGAGGAGCAGCAGCAGCAGCUCACUUGAUCGCCCAUCCAGGAGGCAGCGGCAGGAGGAGACUCUUCUAUUCUUCCUCCGUCCAGGGCUUGCUGCUCCGUUCCGCAGCCGGCGGCCCCCGACAGCACCACUCCCGGCUCCUCCUCUCCCCAGCCGCCUCUCGGCCGUGGUCCUGCAAUUCCCUCGGUGCUGCAGCAGCAGCAGCCCGCGGCGACGGGAUCCGAGGAGGCGACGGCCCCGGCGGGAGCAGGACUCCUAGGCGGCGGCAGCUGCAGAGAGGCGCCUUCUUCUCCUUCUCGUCUCCCCUGCUCCUAGGGCCAGACAUGGAAGAUGGAUCUAAUUCUGCAAGCUGCUUUAGGAGGUUUACGGACUGUUUCUUGAAUACAAGCUUAACAGAUGAAAAAGUGAAGGCAUAUCUCUCUCUUCACCCCCAGGUACUGGAUGAGUUUGUGUCAGAAAGUGUAAGUGCAGAAACUGUGGAAAAAUGGCUAAAAAGGAAAAAUAACAGACAAGAAGAUGAAACAGCUCCUAAAGAAGUCAGCAGGUACCAGGAUACGAAUAUGCAAGGUGUAGUGUAUGAAUUAAACAGCUACAUAGAGCAGCGCCUGGAUACAGGAGGAGAUAACCAACUGCUUCUGUAUGAACUGAGCAGCAUCAUUAAAAUAGCUACAAAAGCUGAUGGAUUUGCACUAUAUUUCCUGGGAGAAUGCAAUAAUAGUCUGUGUGUAUUUACACCACCAGGAGCUAAAGAAGGACACCCACGACUCAUUCCUGCAGGGCCCAUUGCACAUGGCACUACGGUAUCUGCUUAUGUAGCCAGAUCCAGAAAAACGUUGUUAGUAGAAGAUAUUCUGGGGGAUGAGCGAUUUCCCAAAGGUACUGGACUGGAGUCGGGGACCCGUAUCCAGUCUGUUCUGUGUUUACCAAUUGUCACAGCAAUUGGUGACCUGAUUGGUAUCCUGGAGCUUUACCGUCACUGGGGCAAAGAAGCCUUCCACCACAGUCACCAAGAGGUUGCAACAGCAAAUCUUGCAUGGGCUUCAGUAGCAAUACAUCAAGUACAAGUGUGCCGGGGCCUUGCCAAGCAGACUGAACUGAACGACUUCUUGCUUGAUGUAUCGAAAACAUAUUUUGAUAAUAUAGUUGCAAUAGAUUCUCUACUUGAACAUAUAAUGAUAUAUGCAAAAAACCUGGUGAAUGCAGAUAGGUGUGCACUCUUCCAGGUUGACCACAAAAAUAAGGAGCUGUAUUCAGACCUUUUUGAUAUUGGAGAAGAAAAUGAUGGAAAACCUGUCUUCAAGAAGACCAAAGAAAUAAGAUUUUCUAUAGAAAAAGGAAUAGCUGGUCAAGUGGCAAGAACAGGAGAAGUCCUUAACAUUCCUGACGCCUAUGCAGACCCACGCUUUAACAGAGAAGUAGACCUCUACACAGGCUACACAACCAGAAAUAUCCUGUGCAUGCCUAUUGUGAGCCGAGGAAGUGUAAUAGGUGUUGUGCAGAUGGUGAACAAAAUAAGUGGAAGUGCCUUCUCUAAAACUGAUGAGAAUAACUUUAAAAUGUUUGCAGUCUUUUGUGCUUUAGCCUUACACUGUGCUAAUAUGUACCACAGAAUUCGUCAUUCAGAGUGUAUUUACCGUGUGACGAUGGAGAAGCUAUCCUACCACAGUGUUUGUACAGCAGAAGAGUGGCAAAACCUCAUGCACUGUACACUGCCUCCACAUAUUUAUAAAGAAAUUGAGCUAUACCAUUUUGAUAUCAGUCCAUAUGAAGAUGUUUGGCCUGCUAUUUUUGUCUAUAUGGUUCACCAGUCCUGUGGGACAGCCUGCUUUGAACUUGAAAAGCUCUGCCGAUUUACUAUGUCUGUAAAGAAGAACUAUCGCCGUGUGCCCUACCACAACUGGAAGCAUGCAGUUACUGUUGCACAUUGCAUGUAUGCCAUACUGCAGAACAACCAGGGACUUUUCACUGAUCUAGAGAGAAAGGGUCUUUUAGUUGCAUGCCUGUGUCAUGACCUGGAUCACAGAGGUUACAGCAACAGCUAUCUUCAGAAAUUUGAUCACCCCUUAGCUGCUCUCUAUUCCACAUCAACGAUGGAACAGCACCACUUCUCGCAGACUGUGUCCAUCCUGCAGCUGGAAGGGCACAAUGUCUUCUCCAAUCUGAGCUCCAGCGAAUAUGAACAAGUACUUGAGAUCAUCCGGAAAGCCAUCAUUGCCACAGACCUUGCCCUGUAUUUUGGAAACAGAAAACAACUUGAAGAGCUGCAUCAGACAGGAGCAUUAAACCUUAAGAACCAAACACACAGAGAUAGAGUGAUUGGCCUGAUGAUGACAGCUUGUGAUCUGUGUUCUGUAACAAAGUUGUGGCCAGUUACCAGGCUGACAGCCAAUGAUAUAUAUGCAGAGUUCUGGGCUGAGGGCGAUGAAAUGAAGAAAACAGGUAUUCAACCUAUUCCUAUGAUGGACAGAGAUAAGAAAGAUGAAGUCCCUCAGGGUCAGAUUGGGUUCUACAAUGCUGUAGCUAUCCCAUGUUACACCACUCUUGCACAAAUCUUUCCUCCAACUGGGCCACUACUCCGAGCAUGCAGGGACAAUCUUAACCAAUGGGAGAAAGUAACGAGAGGCGAGGAACCCUCUAUAUGGAUUUCUUCUCAAUCCCUUGCUCCUGGGACCUCAGAUUCUCUUCCUGUGAAGACUGAUGACUGAACAGAAGUAACAGAUUGCUUUAACCUGAAAAUCACCCCUUCUUGUUUUGGGGAUUGUUUUUGUUUUGUUUAAUUUUUAUUUGAAAAAAAAAAAAAGAAAAAAAAAAGAAAAAAAAAAAAAAGGAAAGCUGCAAAAUGCUAAGAAGUAGACCUGCCUAGGAGGUAACACCCAUAGAGUUACCUCAGCUAAAUGACUCUGGCAGCCAAUCUCCUAACCUACACCAGUGACACAGCAUAAACAGAGGGAAAAUGACAACCCAGAUGUUUUGGAGUCAGCUAUCAAAACAGAACUUACAACUUGUGAAAAUAAAAGACUGGCCUUAUCUCAUAGGCUACCUUGCUGAGGCCUUAAUUUAAGACUGAUGGGGGUGGGGGGGAAACUUAUGGGAUAUUUCUAAAUUGUAUCUUUCUUGUAAGGGUUUCAAUGGUACUUUUAUUAUAUCCAUACUGUGGCUGGCUUUAACACCAGUGUCACUUGGGAGUUCUUGGCUAUAAAUAGAACAAUAUACCCAUUGCUAUUGUGAAUGUUUAUGUGUGAUCUAUUUGUUCAGUUUGAACUCCAGCAGAAUCCUUGGAGACUAUAAUUUAUGCUUAGGUAACAGUGAAUUCUCUUGCUGCAAACUAAAGGAAAACCAACAUUCAGGUUAAAGUUUUAAAGUACUUCAUUAAGCAUCAUGAUGCCAAUUGUCUGUCACUCACAAGGGAAAUGUUGGUAUAACUAGUGACGGUGCUUUGUUCUUUAGGAUGUUUUUUAAAACUCCUCCCUUAAAACACUGGAAGUACUGGUUAAUUAUCUCUGAUAUAAGAGGGAGUUUCAGGUUGGAGGUUUUGAAUUCAUAGUGAGAGAAAUAUCAGAUAAAAUUUAAAUGUGACAGCAAAGAUUUCCUUUUGUAGUGAGCUAUGAAAGUGAGCUACGAAUUAAGUAAAGCCAUCAUUUUUAUUUUUACCUGCUGAGCUGUAUUUUAAAAGGUAUUGGAGACAUCUAUCUGCUGGGAAGAAAAGCCUUGUCAGAAAAGUCAGGUCUGAUAAGAGGGAUUGUGGUACCAUCACAAUAAAUCAAAAAUGUUUUUUGUAUUGACUAGCUUUUGUGUUGCACAGUAACACUUCAUGUCUUCUACUGCUUUUUCCCCCCAUGCCAAGAUGAGUGAAAUUAGGAAACUUCUCCAUUUGUCUGUUUUUUUCCCCUAGUUAGAGAAAUUUCUAGGUUUAGAAAUGCCUUUCUUAGUGAAAGAAUACCUGACUGAAGAAAAGUACACUAAAUGGCGUGUUUACAGUUCUGUGCUGACUUAGGCCUCAGCCUUACAAACUUAUGCACAGACUUACAUGUAAUGCCACUCUUAUAAAUUUACUGCAAUUGUACAGAAUGUUUCACAACACUUAAUUUGCCUUUGUCUUUCUCUCAAAAAUAUUAAUAAGAAAAAAAAAUCUUCAUAGUGAUCCACACAUUAGGUGAAAACACAGUCUUUACACACCUUUCCCAUAUAGCCUAUACUGCAUUAUGUGAUUUUUCACAGAUAAUGCACUCUUGUGGAGGUUCCGUGGUAACACAGCCUUUGUGUAAUUGCAACGAGUAAUAGUAGUGACCUAAAGACAGAACACAGGUUCUCUUUUUCCAUCUCCUGUCUUUUAGGCUCUAUUGCUCUAAUAGGCAUGCCAGCUUUUGGGUUUCUUGUGAACUUGGCCUCUUGAGUUUUGCCUUCUGUUAUGGUCGAGCACAUGCUAGUAUCUGUUUAUGUGUACAGUGUGUGAUCCGUAGUCGCAUAAUGUAUAAAUGCACCUAAGCCUUUGCUGUACAUAGAGAUCCUACAGGCUGAGAAUUCAAUAUGAAGUUAUCUUAUUUGUAUGAUGCAUGUUACCUAGCAAUAGCCUUUUUUUUUUUUUUUUAACCAAUUCUAAGUGCAGAAAUUCUUUGGCAAAUCACAGCAAACUGGUUUGGAAUUGAAAAAGAGCAAAAACAAACAAAAAGAAAAACAUGGCAGGAAACAAUUACAGCAAAGUAGAAUGAAUGAUAUCUCAUACUGUGUCCUCUACUUUCCUCCUUAGCCAUUGUGUUUCAACUAAAUAAUGCAGAUGCAACCUUUCAUCACUAAGUACUUGAGGCAGAAUCCAUGGUUCCUAAUUUACAUGGAAAUUAUCUACAUCUAUGGUGACUACAGAAGUGCUCUUUGAAAUUCAGAUGGCCCAACAACUGGAUGGAAUGUUUUUCUUUGCAGGUUAAGUAUAUUUGCUUAAGCAUAUUUGCAUUAAAGAUAACUUCACUUGUUCUGUUUCCUACCAUCAAAAAAUGUUUGGCAGUAUCAACACUAUGUUAUGUUUUGAAGUUUGUAAGUACUGAUAGAGGACACGAUUCCCUGGCAAAUUUGUCAAAUUGGCAAUGAGUUGUUUUAUUAAUGUCUCAAGUGAAUCAGCUACUGUUUCUAUUAUAGAACUAUCCAAACAACUUAAAAUAUAUGUUUGCUAUAGUUUAAUGUCUAUUAGAAUUUUUAAAAAUAUGCUCCAGUGGAUGUGGUUUGGUUUGAUUUCCUGGUGCGUAAAAGGAGAAAGGUAAUGACAAAAUAUUACUUUUUGUUAGGACUAGACCAAAAAAAUUAGUCACGAGGAGCUGUUAUAUUUAAGCAAAUGUAGUCUGUCUUAGCAUUUACAGAGUACAGAUUCAUAUGUGUAAAUAUUUUUUUUAAAAAAGACUUGUACCUGUACUUCCAAAGUCAAACCCACCAAAAGUUAGAAAUUUGGAGCUGCAUUUGAAUUUCAUGGAUCAAAGACAUGUUGAGAUCUAAUUGUUCAAAGUUCUGAACUCAAACUCGCAAUUGAUGAAGACAUCUAGGUUUGCAAGACAUCUGACUCAGUAAGUUAAAUUGUCCAAAGUCAUUCCUCCUUGCAUUUUUAUCCUACUAAAACUCAUCUUGCCCAAAAGAAUAUAUAAAAAGCUUAACAGAUCUUUCCUUUCCUAGAAGUGUUAGAUUUUAUAUUCUUAGAAUUGCAUUUUUCUUGAUAAUAAUUGCAGCUGCUUUUCCCUCCUACAUCUAGUAAAUGUAAAAACACUGUUUGAAGCUGUAACUGAGCAUUUCUAGUGUAUUAUGUGCCUGAAAAUGUGCCUGAAAGGUAUGCACUAAGUGAGAAAAAUAGUUGACAUAGCAUGAUACUCAUCUGAGAUGCUGCAUGUUUUAUUACAGCAUGACAAAUUCCAUUGUUACAAUUAAUUGAUGAAUUUUGUAUGGUUUUGCAAUAUUGUACUCACAUGGUUCAACUCAUUGCAGUAAUUUUUUUUCUAUAAGUAAUCAUUAAAGAAAUGAAACAGGGUUUUUUAGCUGGAGUAUAUGAUCAAGCAUGUUAAAUUGGAGGGGACAUGCAGAGUGGAAUUCAUCUUUUUAUGUGACACAGAUUUCUUUCCUGUGUGUAAACUUAAAACAGUAUGAUCAGUUUGCUGUGACUGCACUUAGAGCAUAUAGUGUUAAAAUUGUUGGAGUAGCAAAAAGCAGUAUUCAUGUUAAAAAAAUAGAGAUUAUUAGAUGCUCAAAUCAAUCAUGACCCUCUUGAAAUAAUGCAUUUGCCUCAAACACUGUGAUAUUGGACCAGUUCUUUGAAGUGGAACAAUUAAUUUAUUUAUUCUAAACACAGAAAAGGCUUUCUGCACACUACUACAAGGAAGUUAAUGUUCAAACUUUAGGUUCUAUAUCCCAAUCUAGCAAAGGCACAUCAUAACUUUUGUUUGCUUUCUGACCAAAAACUGUGCUCGAUUGUAAUACGGGUGUAUACUCUGUCAAAUAAACCUAAAAUAAAAGACUGCUUCCUAGGGUAGAUCAAACUGAUUUGUAGAGUAGUUUCAUAAAUAUUCCAAAUUCAGGUUGGGCUGUUACGUGGAGAAGAAAGAACUUCAAGGUAACAACAUUCAACUUUAUUACAUUUAGUGAGCUGAAAAUUUUGUUAUAUAUAUAUAUAUUUACACACAUACAUAUAUAUAUAUAUAUGAUACAUAUAAACUAUCUUUGUAAAAAUAUGCAAGUGCAAUAAUUUAAAGAGGUCUUAACUUUGCAUUUAUAAAUUAUAAAUACUGUACAUGGUGUGUAAUUUUUUUUCAUGUAUUCAUUUGCAGUCUUUGUAUUUAAAAAACAAACCUAAACCUUUACUAUUACGUUUGUACAAUAGAACAGUAAGCAUUUAUUAUAUCGUUAAGUUGUAAAUAAAUUCACAAACCAAACAGCCAGUACAUAUGCAUAUAUGGGUGUCCUAUUGUGAAACCUGUUUCUGCUUUUACUGCUGCCUUUAGCACAGCAAGACAACUUCUGUGGAUAUGUAAUUAUACAU